UGUUUACCUCUGCAAGAGAACAAUGCAAAAUAAGGCAAGACUAGAGCUUGCAGAUUAUGAAGCUGAAAGCCUGGCCAGGCUGCAGAGAGCAUUUGCCCGGAAGUGGGAGUUCAUUUUUAUGCAAGCGGAGGCACAAGCAAAAGUGGACAAGAAGAGAGACAAAAUUGAAAGAAAGAUCCUCGAUAGCCAAGAGAGAGCAUUCUGGGAUGUACACAGACCUGUGCCUGGAUGUGUAAAUACCACAGAAGUGGACAUUAAGAAGUCAUCCAGAAUGAGAAACCCACACAAAACACGGAAGUCUGUCUAUGGUUUACAAAAUGAUGUUAGAAGUCAUAGUCCAACCCACUCACCCACACCAGAAAUGAAACCUCCAACAGAAGAUGAACUGCACCAACAGAUAAAAUAUUGGCAAAUACAGUUAGACAGACAUCGGUUAAAAAUGUCAAAAGUUGCUGAUAGUCUACUAAGUUACACGGAACAGUACGUAGAAUACGACCCGUUUCUUGUGCCACCUGACCCUUCUAACCCUUGGCUAUCUGAUGAUACUACUUUCUGGGAACUUGAAGCAAGCAAAGAACCGAGCCAACAGAGGGUAAAGCGAUGGGGAUUUGGCAUGGAUGAGGCAUUGAAAGACCCCAUUGGGAGAGAACAAUUCCUGAAAUUUCUAGAGUCAGAAUUCAGCUCAGAGAAUUUGAGAUUCUGGCUAGCAGUGGAGGACCUGAAGAAAAGGCCCAUCCGGGAAGUGCCCUCACGAGUUCAGGAAAUAUGGCAAGAAUUUCUGGCUCCAGGAGCACCCAGUGCCAUUAACCUGGAUUCUAAGAGUUAUGACAAGACAACCCAGAAUGUGAAGGAGCCUGGGAGAUACACGUUUGAAGAUGCUCAGGAGCACAUUUACAAACUGAUGAAAAGUGACUCAUACCCCCGUUUUAUAAGAUCCAGUGCCUAUCAGGAACUUCUACAGGCAAAGAAAAAGGGCAGAAACAUCCCUAUUUUCCCAUGCCAUAAAAACUGCACACCAACACUGAGGGCCAGCACUACCCUGUUAUGAAAAGAGGGGAAAUCUCUCACGUCCAAGAGGUUAACAAGCCUUGUUCAGUCUUACUAAAAGGAUCAUCUUGUGGCGUGGAAGCAGACUGGCGCCACUGCACAUACUUUGUAGCUCGUCCUUGUUUACCUGGAGAAGAGAAAGUUAGACCAAGAUGUUGCAUGAAGGAAGGACCUGAAUUGUUCUAUUUUGUGUGCACGUAAGGCAUUGUCAUCACCGAGGGACUCUGCCAUCUCAAUGCCUCCAUUCCAAACUGUCGUCUGCCCUCUUCCUCCUUCUACCAAGCUAGAUCUGUGUCUUUUCCUUUUUAAAAAGUUCAAGUGAAGUAAAACUUUUUCCCCCUUUCUUUCUCUUAAAGCUUCUGCUAGACACACAGUUCAUGGGAAAUUCAGUCAGUCACAAACUGGAAGAAUUGUUAAAGAAACAAAAACAUAUAUCAAUAAGUAUACAUAUGGUUUCACAUUUAUUCAAUAAUAAAUUAGCACACAAAGUUCCAUUUCACCAAUGUAUUUGGUCUGAAACAAGUCAUGUCUUUGUCUGUUGUCUACAUUCUCAGUUAAUGUUUCUUGCAUUUAUUUUUUAUACCAUAUUUAAGUAAGAAACACCUUUUACUCCAAGUGUAUCAAAGUUGACCCCCUUCUCUGUAAAUUUGUGUAUGUUUAUAUUGUUGUUUUAUCUUUCAUUAAAAGAUGCAGAAUCUCCUUGCUCUUGUA
Molecule: messenger RNA, 1758 nt
Organism: Castor canadensis (American beaver)
Lineage: Eukaryota; Metazoa; Chordata; Mammalia; Rodentia; Castoridae
Source: RefSeq, a predicted model, not a curated record